Molecule: messenger RNA, 1770 nt
Organism: Morus notabilis
Lineage: Eukaryota; Viridiplantae; Streptophyta; Magnoliopsida; Rosales; Moraceae
Product: heparan-alpha-glucosaminide N-acetyltransferase
Exons: 13
Coding region: 110-1360 (416 amino acids)
Source: RefSeq, a predicted model, not a curated record
CUCGUCUUCUUCCUCUUAUUUUUCUUCUUCUCUGAGAAAUCGAUAUUUUCUAUUUCGGACUUGUUUCGGAGCUAAGUUAAUCGGAUCUCCGGCGACUUUGCCGGUAAAAAUGGCCAAUUACGAGCUUUUGCUAGACGGAGAAGACCGACCGGCGACCAACCGGAGGUCUCCACGUGUCGCCUCUCUCGAUGUCUUCCGCGGUCUCUGCAUCUUCCUGAUGAUGGUCGUUGAUUAUGGUGCCUCAAUUUUUCCCGUAAUCACCCAUUCUCCUUGGAAUGGCGUUCAUUUGGCCGAUUUUGUGAUGCCGUUUUUCCUUUUCAUUGCUGGAGUUUCACCUGCGCUUGUCUAUAAGAAAGUGCCUGAUCGACUAGAAGCUACAAGGAAAGCUGUACUUAGGGCAUUGAAACUGUUUUUCCUUGGCGUUAUUCUUCAAGGGGGUUAUUUUCAUGGAGUGUCUUCCAUGACAUAUGGUGUUGAUGUCGAAAGAAUACGGUGGCUUGGCAUUUUGCAGCGAAUAUCUAUUGGAUACAUUGUGGCUGCUUUAUGUGAAAUAUGGCUUUCACAUCAAACGGGGUGGGAAAUAGGAUUCUUCAAGAGUUACUAUUCGCACUUGUGUGUUGCCUUUUCACUAUCAGCAAUAUAUGCGGGGUUAUUAUAUGGUUUAUACGUUCCAGAUUGGCAAUUUAAAGUGUCUCCUGCAACCUCUUCGCUUCCAUCAAAUGAUAGUUCUGUUUACAUGGUGAAAUGUUCUGUGAGAGGAGACCUUGGACCUGCUUGUAAUUCUGCUGGAAUGAUUGAUCGGUAUGUUCUUGGUAUCGGCCAUCUGUAUACUAAACCUGUUUACAAAAACUUGAAGGAGUGCAAUAUGACAACCAAUGGCGAAGUUCCAGAGAGUUCACCUUCAUGGUGUCAUGCUCCUUUUGAUCCUGAAGGUAUUUUAAGUUCUUUAACGGCUGCUGUAACCUGCAUAAUUGGACUUCAGUAUGGUCACGUUCUUGCUCAGUUACAGGAUCACAAAAGGCGGCUAGAGAGUUGGUCCUUAUUUUCUGUCUCGAUUUUUGGUAUUGGAUUGUUUCUAGCCUUCAUUGGCAUCCCUCUAAAUAAAUCACUGUAUACAAUUAGUUAUAUGCUAACUACUUCUGCAUCUGCGGGAAUUACAUUCUGUAUUCUGUAUCUACUGGUGGAUGUUUAUGGUUUCAGGAGCUUAACAUUUGUGUUGGAGUGGAUGGGAAUGCAUUCCUUGAGUAUUUUUGUUCUAGUUAGCUCUAACUUAGCUAUAAUAGCUAUUCAAGGACUCUACUUUCAUGAUCGUAAAAAUAAUAUCAUUCACUGGAUUAUAACGUGUUUUGUUCACAAGUGACGCGGUUGCUCAAGUCUUCCCUGCAUGGGAAAAGGCCUUGACCAAACCUCAGGAUUAAAGCUGGCGGCACGCUUAACACAUGCAAGUCAGACGUGAAGUGUUUAUAUGCAAGUUGUUCCGAUAGUCGACAAAUAUCCAUUUUUUGCCUGAGUUAUUUGUAGCGUCUCAAUGGAGAAAAGCCUUGGCUUAUAUGGUGGCCAAAUUCUUCACUGAAAAGAUGAUGAAAAGAUAGCUGAUUUUGAUUACGAGAAGCUCGUAAUAAUGGUUCAAUGUUCUUUUCUUUUGUCUUCUUUAGGCAUCCCUUUUAAUAAGUUGCCGUACACUAUUUUUCUUAUAUGUAAAUUAUUACUUCUGCAUAUGCCGGAAGGACAUUCUGUUAUGUAUUUAUAAUGGGUUGAUGAAGAAGUACU